This is a messenger RNA of Colletotrichum higginsianum IMI 349063, 522 nucleotides long. Its product is annotated as Nudix domain-containing protein. The transcript is spliced from 3 exons. The record is from RefSeq and is a predicted model, not a curated record. The coding region runs from base 1 to 522 and encodes 173 amino acids. Lineage: Eukaryota; Fungi; Ascomycota; Sordariomycetes; Glomerellales; Glomerellaceae.
AUGCAUCUGUCUUUGUUGUGGCUUACCUUGGGUCUUGCCCUUAUCGUAGGGGCGAACCCAGUAAACCCAGGCUCGCCGAAAUCAGAAAAGCCAGGGUCGUCGAAACCAGUAAAGUCAGGCUCAAUCAAUGAAGGCGACUCGCGUCUUCGCUGUGGCGUUGUUGCGUUUGAACCUAAUGGCCAUGUCUGGAUGGUUGCUUCCAAGAAAGACGGUUACAUCCUGCCGAAGGGUGGAUUUGACGAAGACAAAGAUAAAGAUUUGGAAGACUGUGUAGUACGCGAGGCCAAAGAGGAAGCCGGUGUUGUCGUCGAUCGUGAUUCUAUUGAAUCUCUUGAUGAUGUCAAAGACGGCUCGGUGCACUGGUUCAAGUGCACAGCAUUGAGCCACGGAGCCCGUACUGACCCUGAACUGGCCAAACGCAAACCACCAAAGGCAUACUCCGUCGCAAAAGCAUGGAAACGGCUCAAGGAAGGCUAUCUCUCGCGAAGAUCUGGCGACGCAAUCUGCGCUCUGGAAAGUUAA